AGGGGUGAGAACUACAGAGCUUUCAGUUCACACAGUAGGGCGGCCAUGUAACUCGAGAGGAACUUGGCAAGAGGCUUGAGAAAAUGGGCGGGAGCUUCUCUGAGGAGGCAGAUAGGUUAGCGCAUGUAAAGAACCCCGACUUGAAAGGCUGUGGAAAAGUGCUGCCUGGCCGUCAAUCCAUCAUCGGGUCCUUUUAGAACAACCGAGCCCAACUGACAAACUUACAGCUACGUCCAAUUAUAUCCUUUCCAGCUUUUCUUACGCGUCGAGGAACAGUGCAUAUAUCCACUUACGCAUCCUCCCAUGACUAUAAAAAGACUUUGCUCGACCGUGUUGUCUAAUCCUAUCUUGCGACCGAGGUUAGGCAUCAUGUGGGCCCUUACGUCGCUCCUACUUGCAGGCGUCGCCCAAGCAGCUAUCCCUAAUGCCAUGCUUCGUGGCAUGCAUUCUCUCCCAAAACUUCCACUGCCUGAACGCUUCCUCACUUCAUCGAAUGGCACAGCGCUCCCACCCAUUACGACCGUCUAUCAUUUUGACCAGCUCAUAGACCACAAUAAUCCAGACCUUGGAACGUUCCAGCAGCGAUACUGGAUGAACUGGGAGUUUUAUGAGCCCGGUGGCCCUAUUAUCUUGAUGACGCCUGGAGAAUCUAACGCAGAUGGCUUCGAAGGCUACACUACCAAUGAAAGCGUGAACGGUCUCAUUGCUCAACAACAUAAUGGUGCAGCUAUCAUCAUCGAACAUCGUUUCUUUGGCUAUUCCAACCCAUACGACAACCUCACGUCACAAUCUCUCUCGCUCCUCACCAUCCAGCAGGCCAUUGAUGAUCUCGUGUAUUUUGCGACCACAGCCGACCUUCCCAUGCCUGGGGGUGAUGCUGUGAAACCAGGUCAGGCACCGUGGAUCCUGAUUGGAGGAAGCUAUUCAGGAGCCCUCACGAGUUGGACAAUGGUCAACAAACCGGGAAUUUUCUGGGCUGGAUAUUCAUCAUCUGGCGUCGUAGAGGCAAUAACCAACUAUUAUGACUAUUUCACCCCAAUUCGCAACCACAUGCCACAGAACUGUUCUUCUGACGUAGAAGCAGUGAUCUCCUACCUAGAUUACAUGUACGCGGUUGGUGACACUGCUGGAAUCCAGACGCUCAAGGAGGCAUUUGGCCUCGGUGAUGUUGUUCAUGUAGAAGAUUUUGCCACCGCACUUCAAGAUAACCUGUUUGAUUGGCAAUCUCUGCAGCCUACUGUCGGCCCAGGAGCAAUAUUCUUCCAGUUUUGUGAUGCACUCGAGGUAAAGAAUGGCGUCAGUGCCGGACCUGAGGGAUGGGGACUUGAAAACGCCAUCUACGCUUGGGGAAACUUUUGGAACACUACAUACUACGACUAUGUCUGUGGAUCCGAGGAUGCUGAAACUUGUCUUGGGACGUAUGACACGAGCCAGUCCUACUGGACUAAUGCCACCGUAAAUAAUGCAGGCAGGUCGUGGUUCUGGAUCGUGUGUAACCAAGUCGGAUGGUAUCAGGUUGGCCCUCCCGAGUGCGAGCCUGCCAUCGUGAGCCGCAUCCUCCAACCCAUUCAAGUCGGAUGGCAGGUUGGCCCUCCUGAGUGCGAGCCUGCCAUCGUGAGCCGCAUCCUCCAACCCGUUUAUCAGCAGCGUCAAUGCGUCAACAUGUUCCCUGAAGCAUUCGCCUGCCCACCUGAGCCUACCACGGAAGAGACGAACGCAAUGUACGGUGGUUGGGAUGCGAGCGUCCCGCGUCUCUUCUUCGCGAAUGGCAUGCGUGACCCUUGGCGCGAGGCAACUGUCUCUGCUGAUGGGCUGAAUAAGCCCAACACUACCAGUAGGCCGAUCUAUGAGGGCGAUGGAUUCCACUGUACAGAUUUGCUGGUACAGAAUGCCAUUGUGGAUCCGACAGUUGCGACCGUGCAGGAAGCGGGAUUGAUGUACAUGAAGGAGUGGCUUGCUGAGUGGAAGCCUUCUGCUUAACGGAUCGCCAUAGACCUUUGUGUUUUUUUUAAAAAAAUCCAAAUUUUUGUCUUUGACAGUAUAAGACAGCACUGUUACUCCUGUCUAGUCAUGGGGCACUUUAGGUCUAUAUGCCCCAAUGUGAAGCAAACCUCCACUGGUCCGUUGUUCCCAUGCAAUCUAUCGAGGGAAAGGCGACUUUGAGAUAUAUGCGCAAUGAUAUAACGGAGUAGGUGAGGAUCU
Suillus plorans is the source of this 2202-nucleotide messenger RNA. Its product is annotated as serine carboxypeptidase S28-domain-containing protein. The transcript is spliced from 10 exons. Gene Ontology annotation, biological process: proteolysis. NCBI's taxonomy places the organism in Eukaryota, Fungi, Basidiomycota, Agaricomycetes, Boletales, Suillaceae. The coding region runs from base 304 to 1980 and encodes 558 amino acids. The record is from RefSeq and is a predicted model, not a curated record. Gene Ontology annotation, molecular function: dipeptidyl-peptidase activity; serine-type exopeptidase activity.